Aureobasidium namibiae CBS 147.97 is the source of this 1200-nucleotide messenger RNA. RefSeq names its product PLP-dependent transferase. The record is from RefSeq and is a predicted model, not a curated record. The coding region runs from base 1 to 1200 and encodes 399 amino acids. NCBI's taxonomy places the organism in Eukaryota, Fungi, Ascomycota, Dothideomycetes, Dothideales, Saccotheciaceae. The transcript has 3 exons.
AUGGCCCAAGUCUUUGACGUUACUGCUCUUCGCAAGCACUUUCCCGCUUUGGACAAGAAGCAAGUCUACUUUGACAAUGCAGGUGGAAGUCAAGUCAUCCAAGAAGUAAUUGACUCGGUUUCUGAAUAUCUUGGUGGUACAAAUGUGCAACUAGGUGCUUCAUACCCCAUUGCUCAGAAAUCGACCAACCUUUUCGCAGCCGGAAAGGAUGCAGUGGCCAAAUAUAUCAAUGUCACUUCUGAAGAAGUCGUACUCGGUCCAUCAACAACCCAGCUCUUCCGCAAUCUCUCCCUGGCACUAUACGAACACCUUACUCCCGGCUCCGAAAUCAUUCUCUCGAAACUGGACCACGAAGCCAACAUAGCAUCCUGGCUCCAGAUGGCUGCUUGGAGAGAUCUGACUGUGAAGUGGUGGGACGCGCCCAACAAGCAGAACCCAAAGCUGGAGGUCUCGGUCCUCAAGACCCUGCUCUCGGACAAGACAAAGCUAGUCUGUUGCACGCAUACCAGUAACAUCCUCGGUACAAUCAGUGACAUCAAGAGUAUUGCAGAGACAGUGCACAGCGUACCUGGAGCUUUGCUAUGCGUUGACGCAGUAGCCUACGCACCACACAGACAAGUAGACAUGCGGGCCUUGGACGUUGAUUUCUACUGUUUCUCAUGGUACAAAGUCUACGGCCCCCACAUCGCCAUGUUAUACGCAAAGCAAUCCAGCCAAAAAGCCAUGCAAACACUAGGCCACUACUUCAAGGGCUCUGCAUCUUUGGAAGACAAACUGGGACUGGCAGCCGCAAACUACGAACUCACUGCCUCCAUCCCCAAAGUCUGCGAAUACUUGUCUCAGAUUCCUUGGGACGCAAUUUCUGCUCACGAGGAAAAGCUGCAGGAAAUUUUGAUCGAUUAUCUCAAUUCGAGAAAGGAUGUCAAGAUUUGGGGUGAGCCUGUUAAGGACGCUGCUAAGCGUGUUCCCGUGAUCAGUUGGACGGUCGAUGGACGCAAGAGUAAAGAUGUCGUUGAUGCUGUAGAGGCAAAGAGUGACUUUGGCUUCCGCUGGGGUGCUUUCUACUCGAACCGUUUGGUGCAGGAGGUUAUGGGGUUGGAUCCAGUGGAUGGUGUUAUCAGAGUGAGUCUGGUGCAUUACAAUACUGAGGACGAGAUCAAGCAAUUCGUCAAAGUGCUGGAUGAGGUACUCUCCAACUAG